GGAAAUGGUUUCCAAGUGUUGUGCAUGAAAAGAGGGUAUGAUGGAUGCCACUCAGCAGAUGGAGGAUCCCCUCUUUGAAGAAGAGGAAGAGGAAGAAGAGGACAAAGAAGGACCGAAAAGAGAACAGUUAGCAACAUUAAAGGUGUUUAAAAAUGACCACAUACCAGAGGCAGAAUUUCCUCUCUAUGUCGGAGAAAAUAUCUUGGGUCGUGAUCCUGCUGCCUGUUCUGUUCUGCUUCCGGCCCGAUCUGUGUCCAGCCUGCAUGCUGUCAUCUCCAUCUCUGUAUUUCUUUCUAGCAAACGUUCUGAUAACGGUGAUGCUGUGGAAGCACUUAUAUGGGACAUGGGAAGUUUAAAUGGUACCAGAAAGGGCAGAUUAAAGCUGACACCUCAGGUAAGAUACGCUUUGACCGAAGGAGAAAGUGUGGUGCUCGCUGACGUGCCUUGUCAGUACAUUGGCCUGGACAUCUCCAAGAGAGAUGCAUUGGAAACUCCAGAAAAAGGAGUGUGUGCAAAGGAGAAAAAAGAAAGUCCGGUGCUACUGAGUAGUGACCCAAAGUUGAGGAAAGGUGUGCAGAAUGGGUUGAAUGACAAAGAGAAAAUUGCUUUGCCUCCUGUGCCUUUAUGGAGCCCUGAAGAAGGAGAAUCCAGCAUAUGUUCACCACAGUCAGCUCACAAACAGCCUGAGAUCACCCUGGUGCCUGAAUCAGACUCCGAUGGAGAGAGCGCUACAGAUGAGCGGAAGGAUUUUGUUUCAGACUCUGCGUCAUCUUCUAAUCUGUGUAGUUCCGCAAAUUCAUCCUUCCUGACCCCUGCAAAAAAAAUUAUUCCAGAGAGUGAGGAUGAGAGCUCAUUCACUCCAUCUUCUGCCUCAAUGAACCGAUUCAGACUGAGUGAAAGUAACGGUGAACCCAGUUCAAACUCAUCUAAGCAUGGCCCCUUAGCCCUAAACUUGGACAGUGGCACUGAUUUCGAGGAAGAGGAGAUGAAGAAAAGCAAGACUGAACUAUUGGCUACGCCAGAAUUAGCUGCAAGAAUAGAACCAGCACCUUCAGCAGAAUUUCACAUGGACAGUGAUACUGAUGUUGAGGAAGAGGAUGCAGAGACGGGUAAUGCUGGACCAGAGGCUCGGCCAGCUGAGAAGUCUGUAACUUCAGCUGGUCUACUUGUGGAUAGCGAUACUGAUGUUGAAUCUGAACCAGAGGCUCAGAUUGAACAAUCUCCAAAGGUGGGUCCAGUAUCUUCAGCAGAUCUUCAUAUGGAUAGUGAUACUGAUGUUGAAGAAGAGGAGGAAGACAAAAGCAAACCUGACCCACUAGCCCAGACUGAAACUCCAAAGUUGGCAAUAGUCUCUUCAGCAGAUCUUCAUAUAGACAGUGAUACUGAUGUUGAAGAAGAGGAAUCAGAUGCAAGUAAGGCUAAACCAGAUGCUCACAAAGCAGUAACUCUUGAUAAACCUGUAUCUUCUCCUGGUCUUCAUAUAGACAGUGAUACUGAUGUAGAAGAAGAUGAGGAACAGAAAAGCAAGACUGAACAAAAGGCUGAAAUAAUUAAAUCAGUAGCUUUAACAGAUCUUCAUAUGGACAGUGAUACUGAUGUUGAGGAAGACGAGCCAGAUGCACGUAAUGCUAAGCCAGAGGCUCUUGAUAAAUCUGAAUCUUCAGUUGGACAGCUUCAUAUGGACAGUGAUACUGAGGUUAAAGAUGAUAAUCCUGGGCAGGUUCCGCAACCCAUUGCAAAUAUAUUUGAUGUCAGACCUACUAUGUCAACUCCAGGGUCAGAGCUUAACAUGGACAGCGACACAGAUGUGGAUGAAGAGAAUAAGGAAAAGACCAGAGAUUUUCUGUCAAACAGUGAAACUGAUGAUGAAGAUCCUUUUAAACCUGUAGAAAGAAAGGUUGUCGAGGGUCAGAAGGCCUCUCAUGGAGGCGGCGAAGGAGAGCAGUCUGAAGAGAGCAUCCUUAAAAAACAAGAUCAACAUUCCCAAGCAAAGGCUAGUCUUGAGGAACCAACCCAAGCUUUUGGCCACUCUGAAGAUGACUGGGACUUUCUAUCCACACAAGCAUACGGAGCUGUCAGUACAAAGCGGCUUGAACUUGAGGCUACACAGGCAUUUGAAACAGAGACAGACAGAGAGGAGGAUCAGGAGGAGCCACUGAGCCAUAUACAACCCUACACUAACCUCUCUACUGCUGAAACUCAACUCAUCCCUGUAGCAAAGCCUGGUGAUUAUGCUGAGGAGGAGGGUGAAGAGACACCAAAUGACUCUCACCUUUCCACAGCAGACACAGUAAUCAUUGCCAGCACCCCAAGAAGAGAGGAGCAGACUCAGGCCUUUUCUCUCUUCACAGCCCAAACACAGCUUGUCUGGGAGGGAGAAGGCCAAGAAGUUGAUCAAAGUGAGCCCACCCAGCUGAUAGAAGCUGACACAAAUGAUGAUAUGCAGGAGGGUGAAAAUGAGGAAAACAUUAAACUAGAGAUGAAAACCCAUGGUACAGGAGCAGUACACAAUGGUAAAAACUCCAGCUCCUAUCUUAUCAUUGCUGAAACUCAGCCCAUGUGUGAGGAUGAGGAGGCAAUAGAUCUGAGUGGGAACGACUUUCAGAAACCAAGUACGAGAAAACAGGUUAAGAAAUACGAUUCUUCACAUUGUGAUAAAAACAUUCCCAGCUCCCAUGUCACCAUAGCAGAAACACAACAAAUGUGUGAUGAUGAAGAAUUACCAGGUCAGGAUGAUGUAUUGAGCAGUGUUCAAACAGAAAAACAUUUCAGUUCCCAUAUCGCAACUGCUGAAACACAACCAAUGUUUGAGGUAGAAGAGGUGCAAGACGAUGACUUAAAAACUGAGGUCAGCAGAAGACAAACAGACAAAGAUGAACCUGUGCUUAAUACUGAAGAAGCUUCGACCUCUUAUAUUUGCAUCCCCAAAACACAACCUGCUUGUGAAGAAAAUGUAAGACAGGAGCUCAGCUGCAAGACAUCUAGCAGAAGAUCAUGCAGGGGUCUAUCAAAAAAAGGUAAGGAGGUUCCACAGCCUGAUGAAGCUGUUGUCAGUCACGCUAUGACAGAAGCACAACCAAACUGUGUGGAAGAACAAGCACCAGAUGACAAUCUGAAGGUUGAAGUCAGCUCUGAGAGUAUAAGUCAACAAGCAGGUGAGUUCAAGUCUACAGAGCUUGCUGAAACACAGCCUAUAAGUGAUGAAAAGGAAGCACCAGGAGAAGAUAUGUCUGAUGCGGCUAGAACCAGGCAGGUAGAUGAAGAUAACUCCAUAGAAUUCCAAAAACCCUCCAGCUCUUAUGUCAACAUAGCUGAAACACAGCCUGUGCUUGAGGAAAAUGAAGAACAGGAGAAAAACUUCAGCAACAAGACACCAAGCAGAAGAUCAUGCAGAGGAAAGCUGAAGAAAGAAGACGAGGUUUCACAAACUGCUGAAACCCAACCAAUUCCUGAAGAGCUUAUUGAAAGAGCUGAGCUAAAUAGUGAAGUAAAAUCCAGGAGAUCCCGCAGGACAAGAAUUAUAAAGGAAGACAAGGUUCCACAACCUGCUGAUGCUGUUGUCGGUUCUGUUUCCACUAUCACAGAAAUGCUGUCUGUUUGUGAGGAUGGGACUGAAAGAGAUGAAGAUCUGAAUUUGAUUAGAUCCAAAAGAUCCUGCAGAGAACGACAAAUAGAUGAAGGUGAACCUCCAAAGUCUGCUGGUCUCGACUCUGAGGAAAAUGCCCAAGAAGAACCUAGCAGCAGAACUAGCAGGAGACAGAGGAAAGAUAAGGCAAAGGAGGAGAGUGCAAUGCCUGCAUCUAGUAAAGCCCACGUUAAAAGUAGAAAAGUGCAGGAUGGAAAAAGAAAGAGGCAGAAAGAAUUGUCAGAGGAUGAGGUAGAAAGUGAAGAGGAAAAAAUCAUAAGGAAAGGAACCAGAAGAACAGGUUUGAAACAAAAGUGUAGUGAAGAGGAAAAAGUGGAGGAUAGGAAUGCCCAGGAAGAGAAAGAAAAAAUGAAGAAAGAACAGGUGGAGAAAGAGAGAGUACAGGAGGAAAAUGAGAGAAAGGAGAAAGAAGAACAUGAAGAGAGGGAAAGAGCUGAAACUCAAAGACAAAAGCUAGAACAAGAGCAGAAAGAACAAUUGAAAAGGGAAGAAGAUGACAAAAGACGAGAAAAUGAGAGAAUGCAGAAGGGAAAAGAUGAAGAAAGAGAAGAGAAGGAAAGGUUGGAGAGGGAGAGAAACGAGCAAGAAGAACAAAGACAAAAAGAGGAGGCAAGAAUUCAAAAAGAGAAGGAACAAAAAGAAAAGGAACGAUUACAAGCAGAGAAAAAACAAUUAGAAAAGGAGCGGCAAGAAAAUGAGGCAAGGGUACAAAAAGAUAGAGAGGAGAGGAACCUUAAGAAAGGACAAAAGAAUAAGCAGUUGGACAAGGACAAAUCUGAACUAGAACCUACUCUAGUUCCUCCAGCCAGGCGAUCACGCCGCUGUUCAAGCUCUUCUCUGAAUUCUGAUCAGUCUGCAACCUCACAACAGGAGCCAUCCAGCCAGAGGGGCAGAACACGGGGUAUAGGACGGGGCAGAGGGAAACAGACAGUUGGCGAGCAGCCCAUCAGUGCUAGACAGUCUAGCCGUAGAGGUCCAGCUUUUGAAGUGGAAGACACAGAACAAGACUCCAGUUUAACAACCCGAUCCCGAUCUCGCUCCAGUUCUAGAAGUUCUGAGAGAUCUGCUAAUAGUGUCCAGUCCUCAAAUCAAGGGACAAGAGGACGAGGAAGAGGCAGGAAGAGUGUGAAUUUACCACAACCCGAGGAAGUUUCUCAGGCUAAACCUUCUGGAAGAGGCAGGGGGAGAAGAGGCAGGCCUUCUGGUGUGGAAAAUGUAGAUGUCGGAAUGAGCAAUGAGCUUAAACAAGAUGCGGAUAUGGUGGAAGGCAAUACUGCUGUUCCCCAAAUUAACAACAGAGGUCGCAAGAGAGCAGCCAACACAAGCACUACUGCAGAAGAGGCUCCUUCUCCCACACCCAAGACUCCACGGCGCUCAUUGGCCAGUCAGGCACACAAGGUGUUGUUCACUGGACUGACAGAUGAGAGUGGAGAAAGAGUGGUUGCUCGGUUGGGUGGAACUCUGGCAAAAGGGGUAAACGAUAUGACUCACUUGGUGACUGACAAAGCAAGACGCACUGUUAAAUUUUUGUGCGCUGUUGCCAGAGGGGUGCCAAUCGUGACUCCUGACUGGCUAAAGAAGUGUGGAAGAGCUGGCCAUUUCGUUGCUGCUGAUGAAUAUAUAUUGAAAGACAUUGAGCAGGAGAAGAAGUUUGAUUUCUGCUUAGAGAAGUCAUUGCAAACUGCACAAAGUGAAUCUCUUUUAAAGGGUUAUGAGAUUCACGUAACCCCAUCAGUGAUGCCAGAGCCAUCUCAAAUGAAAGAAAUCAUAACCUGCUGCGGAGCACGUUUCCUUCCCAAAAUGCCCUCCGCUCAUAAGGAGCACGUUGUUGUGGUGUCAUGUGAGCAGGACCGAGGGCUUUGUGCGAAAGCAGUGGGUAUGUCAUUGCCCGUGGUCAGCACAGAGUUCCUAUUGACUGGCAUUCUGCAGCAGAGAGUUGACCUGCAGGCCUAUUCUCUCACUUCCUCCCUCGACACGUCCAAUCAGCCUCCAGCCCCCAAAAAAGCUGCUGCAAGGGGCCGUAGGAAGUAGCGACGGUGACUCAGGAAAGGGCUUUUUGUGUUAUACAUUUGUGACAUUUGAAGAUUUAAAUUCAUAUAGCUGAAGAUGAACGUGACAUAAUGUGCCAGUUUUAUGAAUACCACAAUGAAAUAGAUAAAAAAAAGUGCUAUGCUGCUAUGCUUGGAAUCACACACCCGCAGUUUCCUGUGAAUGUGAGAAAGUGUGAGGUGGCUGUCAAUGAAUGAUGAGUGUGUUAGUGAUGGAUAAUUUAACUCAUUUCAGUAUUUUUUAAAGAAAUCAUUUAAGUAAACCCAAUCAAAGCCUAAAUUAAAUAGAUAUUGUGCAUUUUUGCAACACCCCUAGCGUUACAAAUGCAGAUAAAUAAAAAUAAAAUGGAGAUUUAA
Danio aesculapii is the source of this 6051-nucleotide messenger RNA. RefSeq names its product mediator of DNA damage checkpoint 1 (gene mdc1). Gene Ontology annotation, biological process: positive regulation of transcription initiation by RNA polymerase II. Gene Ontology annotation, molecular function: protein binding. Gene Ontology annotation, cellular component: nucleus. The record is from RefSeq and is a predicted model, not a curated record. Lineage: Eukaryota; Metazoa; Chordata; Actinopteri; Cypriniformes; Danionidae. Bases 38 to 5677 code for a protein of 1879 amino acids. The transcript is spliced from 10 exons.